Danio aesculapii is the source of this 3823-nucleotide messenger RNA. It is a transcript of the gene opn5, whose product is annotated as opsin 5. Gene Ontology annotation, molecular function: G protein-coupled receptor activity. Gene Ontology annotation, cellular component: membrane. Gene Ontology annotation, biological process: G protein-coupled receptor signaling pathway. Lineage: Eukaryota; Metazoa; Chordata; Actinopteri; Cypriniformes; Danionidae. The transcript has 7 exons. The record is from RefSeq and is a predicted model, not a curated record. Bases 359 to 1417 code for a protein of 352 amino acids.
CUGUCUCUCCAUCACAAUGAACUCAAAUCCACUAUUCUUGUAAAUUAUCUUACAUUAUUUUUGAAUGUUUUUCCACCCUUUGUUUAUAGUUCAGUGGUAUUCCUGAGGACUGUGUCGAAAACAGUCCUCACUGUCAAAGUGAGAGAAGAGCCAGACAGAGAGUCCUUCAGCUGAAGCGUUUAGUAUAACAACGGGGAAACAACACCGGUUCAGUGUGUUGUUUACAAAUGUGGAUUAUGGAGAAGUUGCCUAUUUAAUUCUAAAACAAUUUCCAGACUAGAGGGUCGUGCACAAAUCUGUCGGGAUGCUCGAAGAGUCAUAGCGAGGAAAGUAAUCACACUCCUCAGUAAAGGCCCUAAUGGAGAAUGAGACCUCCAUCUCCUCGGGAUACAUCCCACAUUACCUCCUUCGAGGGGAUCCCUUUGCCUCCAAACUGUCCAAGGAGGCAGACAUAGUGGCAGCUUUCUACAUCCUUAUCAUCGGUAUCCUGUCAGCCACUGGAAAUGGCUAUGUCAUGUACAUGACCGCCAAGCGAAAAACAAAGUUAAAGCCGCCAGAGAUCAUGACACUCAAUCUAGCUAUAUUCGACUUUGGCAUAUCAGUCAGUGGAAAACCGUUCUUCAUAGUGUCUAGUUUUUCUCACCGCUGGCUGUUCGGCUGGCAGGGUUGCCGCUACUAUGGCUGGGCCGGAUUCUUCUUUGGAUGUGGAAGUCUGAUUACUAUGACUAUCGUCAGCUUUGACCGCUACUUGAAAAUCUGCCAUUUAAGAUAUGGCACUUGGUUGAAGCGUCAUCAUGCUUUCCUCUCAGUGGUUUUCACUUGGGUUUAUGCUGCAUUCUGGGCCACCAUGCCAGUGGUGGGCUGGGGUAACUACGCACCUGAGCCGUUUGGCACCUCUUGCACACUGGACUGGUGGUUGGCACAGGCCUCAGUGUCUGGCCAGAGCUUUGUGAUGUGUAUGCUAUUCUUCUGCCUCAUCCUCCCCACCGGCAUCAUCGUCUUCUCCUACGUCAAGAUCAUCUUCAAGGUGAAAUCCUCAGCCAAAGAAGUCUCUCACUUCGACACUCGGAAUAAGAACAACCACAGUCUGGAGAUGAAGCUGACUAAGGUGGCGAUGUUGAUCUGUGCAGGGUUUUUGAUAGCCUGGAUCCCGUAUGCUGUGGUGUCAGUGGUGUCUGCUUUUGGAGAACCUGAUUCAGUGCCUAUUCCUGUCUCUGUUGUGCCAACUUUGCUGGCCAAAUCUUCUGCCAUGUACAAUCCGAUCAUAUAUCAAGUCAUUGGCUGUAAAGAGAAGUGUGCAAAAUCGUGCUGUUUUCAGGCUUGGAGAAAAAAGAAACCGUCCAAGACCUCAAGGUUCUACACCAUCGCUGGCUCAAUCAAACAGAGACCAGCCAAUGAAGUUUCAAUUGAGAUAUGACAGGAACUCACAAUGGGCCUGUGAUUGGACACUGGGCAAUUUGCAGCUGUGCAAUUUAGACAGACAAUUCAUACCUGCUAGCUGUGCUUUUGUAUCCCUACUGCCAUCAUCUUAUCAGCAGUGUGUAUAAAAGAAUUAAGAGGUAAUUAUGAUGUAUUUUUAUAUUUUUAUGGUUAUACUGUCUAUUAUUUCAGUGUUCACAGUACCACAACGUUGAAAUCAACCAAGUGUCUGCUUGACAUCACUUUUCAGCAAAUACUGCUCUGUGCUUAGUCAUGUACAUAUUUCUCAUGAAUGGUGAGUAAAAAUACCUUGGCAUAACAAUAAGAACAGCAUAAACAACAAUAGAGAGUUAUACUGUAUGUACAGAACAGUACUGCAUCCAUUUCUUUUUUCCCACAAACUAAAUAGGCACUUAAAGCAACUAUUGAAUUCCUUUUACAUUAUGACAGACAUAGCAUGCUAGUUUUGGGCCAUGUGCAAUGAACGUACAGCAUACAUACAUUGGAAAUUUGAACAUUGUCUCUCAAAACAUUAUCUGUGGUCUUGCGAAUGUUUCAGUUUUCAUAAACUUUUAGUCAUUUAAUUCAUUUGACACUUGAUGACAUGUUUGUUGCUUUUAUCUAUUAUACUUUUGUUGCAUGUUAUUAGCCUGCAACAAAGACAGUUUUCUCUUAGAGGAUAAAGAAGAAUGUCUACAGUUGGUAAAGAUAAGUUGAUUACAAGUUGUGCUGGUGGCUUUUAAACCAAAUAUUUGGUUAAUUUAUUAAAAAAUGUUAAAAAAUUUAGAUUAUAUUGUCAGAAAAGUACCUAAAGUGACUGUACACUGUUAAAUGCUGGUGUUUUUAAUCAGAAGGAAGCUUGUAAAUACUGUAAACAUAUUGCUAAGACAAUGAAAGCUAUAGUAUUUAAUAUGUUGAAUGGAUUGGACUUCAGGUACGUUUACACAGUGAUUUGCUAUAUAUAGCAAACAGUAUGCUAUAUAAAGUUUUGCAUAUAUUUGAUAAUGUCAAAUGCCAGGCCAUUGUCACUUUAUAAGAAAAGCGUAUAUAAAGUUCUGUGGUCUGCCAUAUUUUUAUUUAUUUAUUUAUUUUUGCUUGUCUAGUAAUUGCAAAUACAUAUAGAUUGAACUUUAAAGGGUUAGUUCAUUCAAUAAUAUAAAAUUAUCCCUGAAUGAGUGCGUUUUGGUGACUUUUUAUGAGUUCCCACUUAAAUAUGCUUGGCGUUAAUAGCAGGUUUGGCAGGCUGUCCCUGGAGAGAACCCUGAGCUCGAAGAUACUUGACAGUAAGUCAAUAAGCAUAUAAGGGGAUGCGGGAUCAGGUAGGUUUCAAGAGCUCCCCUUAGAAAAGGGAGAAAAGGGAGGAGGUAGGGUGGAAGGGGGGAAUCAAAACGAAGAUAGAGCAGUAGGGAAAACACGAUUCAUUUAUUGUAAGCUUGGAUCAUUCUGAUUGGAUUAUUACUGAUUACAGAUGAGCAAUCAUGCUCAAUCAUAUCACAUGCUCCUCUCGAAAUUAGUUCACAUAGCAUUCAGAAAAAACAAAACCCCAGCGAAGAAACUCGACACAGCGGAACAAAAAAAAAACCUACUGCUAGCUAGCGUUUCGGAAGUGUUACAGCAUGCAGAAGUAUAAAUGCAUGACUACGCACAAGGCUUGCGCCGUGGAUCAUGACGAUCACUCGACACAGAAGUAUAAAUCUGCCUUUACUCACCCUCAAGGCAACCUAAGUGUGAGUUAUUUUAAAUAUGGUCUCGAGCUUUUCUAGCUCUAAAAUGGCAAUGGUCAGAAGUCCAAAAGAAAUCUUUUUUCACUGCAUUUUCAUGUUUAUUUCAACUGAGCAUUAAUUACACACUCAAUGGAUAGGAAAAAAAACACAAUUCAUUCCAGUCCAGCUGGUGGCGCUAAUGCACCAAAAAUACACUUCAAAAGAAGAAGUCGCUGGAAGUUACAAAAACUGUUCUAAAAAGUUUUAAGUAUAGAUAUAUUUCUUACAAAAAUACAUGGAUAUACACUGCCUGGAGACACUUUUUAUUAUGAAUGGACUUGACUUUGGACUGCUGAUUAAAAAUCAGCCAACCAUUGCCAUUUUAGAGCUGGAAAGGGUCAAGAUAAUUUUUAUAUAUUCUCUUAUUGGAUUCUAUUUUUUCUUAUUGGAAAGAGGACAGUCAGAUACACCUAUGAUACCUUGAGGGUAAGUAAAUCAUGGGAUGAUUUUCAUUUUUUGGGUGAAUUAACCUUUUAAAUACAUGAGUAUGACGUCCUUGUUUUCAGAAACAAAACCUUUUUUUUGUAAUUUUGUAACGAUAUGACAAUGGUACCAUUUUAAAACUUGCACUUUGAAACUAGUUUUAGAAAAACUUAAAUAAAAAUAUUUUUCUUUUUCAUGUCCCAUGUAAAUAAAUUGCC